Elaeis guineensis (African oil palm) is the source of this 488-nucleotide messenger RNA. RefSeq names its product vascular-related unknown protein 1-like. NCBI's taxonomy places the organism in Eukaryota, Viridiplantae, Streptophyta, Magnoliopsida, Arecales, Arecaceae. The record is from RefSeq and is a predicted model, not a curated record. Gene Ontology annotation, biological process: xylem development.
UCUUCGAUGCUAUAUAAGUGAUUCCUUAGUUCCUCCUCUCUCUACAUAAAGGCAAACCUCGCUAUCUCCCACCUGCUCAAAUGGAGGACCCAAGCCAAUCUUCCAUGGGCAAGUCUCAUUGUUCCAAGGAAGCGACACCUCUUUGUGAGGAGAGCGGUUGGACCUCCUACCUCGAGGACUUCUUAGCAUCGCAGAAGAAGGAAGGUUCUACUUCUAGUGGUUUUUCUCCUAGUGUUGGUGGUGGGUCUUCCAUGGUCUCUGAUGCCACUUCAUGUGUUGCAUGGAAGCCUCCAGCUCACGCCGAGCCAUCGAAGGGGUGCAAGAAGCUAUGCUUUAAGAAGAGGAAGGCAAAGUUAACCUUGGGUGAUGACCCCCUGGAGGAUACUGCUAGUUCUCCCCUUAACAGUCCUAAGGUUAGUGAUUUGAAUUAUUUAGGUGCUGAUUUAAGGAAGGAGGAAGACGACAGAAAGAUUUCUCCGGUUGCAUAA